AGGGGUUGUGUGACAUAUACGUUCAUGAUGGCUAAAACUAGAGGCUUAAUUGCGAAGUUUUUUCGUCUAAUUUGUUUUAUUAUAUUAACCCUUUGGGUGCCAACGAGCGAUAUAUCGCUGCUCGGAACUUAUGUUACAGUCUCGAGUCAAGAGGUUGAUGGCUUUCCAAGGCAUGAUUCCUGGAAGUCAUCCUGCGAAACAAUAGAUGUCCCAUCGACAGAGCCCCCGCAUGUGCUGAGUGCAGCUGUCCAAGAGUCCCAGGUUACACGGUGGUCUGCAAGCAAUAGACCUGAACCUUCAAGGCAUGAGGUUUUCGAAGCUCCCUGCUUAAUUUGCGCGGUAACUGCAUUGAAGGUGCAACUACUCCGAAGUGUCGCCAGUUUCUACUAAGUUCGAAGCGAAAUGUUUUGCUCGCUCAUGAUCACUUCUCUAACUGUGAAUGACGUCACGGGCUUCCUCCUCUCUUACGAUGUCGCUGCGUGAAACCGUAUUUAAGAGAUAGAGGAUAUGUGUCAGCGCAAUUGCACGAAGUGACCACUCUGCUGAUAACAUAGUAUAUAAAUAAAUAUAUGGA
Hylaeus volcanicus is the source of this 574-nucleotide messenger RNA. RefSeq lists its product as uncharacterized. Bases 25 to 390 code for a protein of 121 amino acids. The transcript is spliced from 3 exons. The record is from RefSeq and is a predicted model, not a curated record. Lineage: Eukaryota; Metazoa; Arthropoda; Insecta; Hymenoptera; Colletidae.